CAAAACAAAAAAAAUGGAGAAGGAAGGAUACGUCAUGUGUGAGAAAUUCGAAGGAAGGAAGAAUCAAGAAUCCUAAAGAAAGCAAAGGAGCAGCGAUGAAAUCGGUCAUCCGAAAACAACGGAUGGAUCUGUCGAUAUUGUUUUUGGAAGUCCUCAUCGAAUCAACGUCGAUGUUUCUUGUAAAACUCUCUUAUCUUUCUAGCAAAAUCGACGUCCUGUUUUAUAAAUAACACCAAAUCCAGCAAUGGAGGAUAAACAGCUAGGGGUUAUGAGAGUUCAUGUGAAAAGAGGGAUUAAUCUCGCGAUUCGUGAUUCCACGACCAGUGAUCCUUAUGUUGUUGUCACAUUGGCUAAUCAGAAAGUGAAGACGCGUGUGAUCAAUAGUAACUGUAAUCCAGUGUGGGACGAACAACUGGCCCUUACCAUCAAAGAUGUGACUGAUCCAAUCCGUAUGACGGUGUAUGAUAAAGACAGAUUCUCUGGAGAUGACAAGAUGGGUGACGCGGAAAUAGACAUGAGGCCGUUCCUAGAAGCGCACCAGAUGGAGUUGGACUUCCAAAAGCUCCCCAAUGGUUGUGCAAUCAAGAGGAUCCGUCCAGGGAGGACCAAUUGUUUGGCUGAAGAGAGCAGCAUCACUUGGAGCAAUGGGAAGAUCAUACAAGACAUGAUUCUUAGAUUAAGGAAUGUGGAGUGUGGUGAAUUGGAGAUCAUGCUUGAGUUGGCUGAUGGUCCAGGCUGCAAGGGUCUUGGACGAGAAGGAUCGAAGAAGACAUCAUGGAUGCAAACAAAACAAUUGGACUAAGAUGCAGAAAUGAUGAACAGAGACGUUGAAGAUGUGGGUGUUGUUUUUUUCCUUCUGUUCAUGCAAAGACUAGUUCGUCUUUGUCUCAUCAGACUUUUUUUUUGGUUUUGUAAAAAGUCUCUGCUUCGGUCUUUAGUUGUACAUGUUGAAUAUAACCAUAAACCCUUACUAUAUAUUUGUAUGUUUUUACUAUUGAAGAAAUAAAGCAAACCCUGAAAUUCUAGAACCU
This is a messenger RNA of Brassica napus (rape), 1031 nucleotides long. Its product is annotated as protein C2-DOMAIN ABA-RELATED 9. NCBI's taxonomy places the organism in Eukaryota, Viridiplantae, Streptophyta, Magnoliopsida, Brassicales, Brassicaceae. The transcript has 5 exons. The record is from RefSeq and is a predicted model, not a curated record. The coding region runs from base 245 to 802 and encodes 185 amino acids.